AUGUUUCUCUUCGCUGGCUGGGCUCAUCGCUGGAUCCGGAGGAAUUCUGGCACUUGCGAAUCUAAUUUAGCGACUCGUCGCACGGCGCCGCUUCCUUGAAAUUCCACACUCUGUCUGACCCGCAAGGGUGUUGUUGUUUUCUUGCGGAGAGAGGUAGGGGGCAGAUCGGAUGCGAUCGCCGCGCAUCGACACAUGAUUACAGUGCCUCUUUUUGUCGCAUCAUUCCUUGAUUUCGACCAUGUGCUGGAGGUUUGGAGCAAGCGAUGGGUACCGUUUCUAGGAAGCUGCUUUUCGGUCUUGUGCGUGGAUUCGGUUGUCGUGUUGACCAGGCGUUAGUCUCGUGGGCAUGUGCGGGAGUGAUUGGGCGCCCGCUAACCUUGGAUAUGGUGGGUGUUCGUCGUCCCAGUACCUGGCUCUGCUUCGGCGAUUUCAGUGAAUUUAAAGAUUAACUCCAGGAACUGUAUUGAGGUUGCUGACCAUUCCAGUGAUUAUCAAGUCUAGUCGAUUUCAACUCAAAAGAUGGUGGAGCAAAGUUGAGAAUUAUUUGUGAGGGUUAGAACGGAUUGAAGGCAGAAAAGGUUUUGAAAUAUUGAUAUGACGACAUCAAUCGAAGCUGAGGUGAAGGUGUUUCUGGAGCAAUGCAAGGUUUCAGGGGACAGUGCUUACAAUGCCAUCAAGGGUGUGUUAGAGAGGUUACACAACGUGGACACGCGUGUGGACGCGAGAAAGCUUCUCACUGCAGUGGAGAAAUACGUGCAGAAACAAGAACCUGGGGUGGAUAGCAUGUCUCUGUACCAUUUUCGGUUCCAUGACCUCUCCCUCACUGAUUACGAAGGUUUUAGAGAGAAUAGGCAAAGCCUGAAGUUAUUGGAAUUACCAAGUAUUUUCAUUCCAGAGGAUUGGUCCUUCACCUUCUUUGAAGGUAUUAGCAGACAUCCAGAUACUGGAUUUAGGGAUCGGGAUGUUACAGAACUGGGUUGCGGCAAUGGAUGGGUGUCCAUUGCGAUGGCGGAACGAUGGUUGCCCCGAAAGGUCAUUGGGCUUGACAUCAACCCGAGGGCAAUCAAGGUGGCGUGGGUCAACCUCUAUUUGAAUGCACUAAGCGAUGAUGGUUUGUCUGUACUCGAUCACGAGGGAAAAUCGUUGCUGGAUAGAGUUGAAUUUCAUGUUUCAGAUCUGCUUGCGUACUGCAGGGAGCAGAAUUUGACAAUGGAUCUCAUCGUUGGUUGUAUACCACAGAUUCUUAAUCCCGAUCCAACAGCUAUGUCGAAGCUCGUGAGCGAAAAUGCUAGCGAAGAGUUCUUAUAUUCUCUCAGUAAUUAUUGUGGUCUUCAGGGAUUUGUUGAGGAUCAGUUUGGGUUAGGUUUGGUUGCAAGGGCUACAGAGGAGGGUAUUUCAAUCAUUAGACCGACUGGAAAGCUCAUAUUCAAUAUUGGAGGCCGGCCUGGCCAAGCUGUGACCGAGCGGUUAUUCAGCAGACGUGGGUUUCAUAUCAAAAAAUUGUGGCAAACUAGAGUGAAUCAGGCAGCAGAUACUGAUAUAUUAGCGCUAGUGGAAAUUGAGAAAAACACACGACAUCGGUUCGAGUUUUUCAUGGGACGUGUGAGUGAGGAGCCCAUAAGCGCAAGAACAGCAUGGGCAUUUUUGAAGUCAGGAGGCGAGAUUUCUCACGGACUGUCGGUUUAUGAGUGCAGACUUAGGAUGCCUAACCAGGUCAAGACAAUAUCGAAAUUUUUGAACAAUGGAUUUCAUGACACUCGAGGAGCCCUAGACCUCUCAUUUAAAGAUGAAGCAGUAGCCGAAGAGAAAAUACCUUUCCUGGCGCAUCUUGCACGUGGACUAGAGGAUCUCUCGUAUUUCCCACACGAGUCCCCGGCUGGAAGUUGUCGGUUUAGAAAUCUGAUAGCAGGUUUCAUGAGGAUCUACCAUCAUAUUCCACUAACUCCAGCGAGUGUUGUGAUCCUCCCCUCAAGAGCUGUGGCGAUAGAGAAUAUACUUCGCCUAUACUCACCUCGAUUAGCACUGGUGGAUGCUGCUCUCACACGUUGGUUGCCCAAGAAAUGGAUCACUGCGCUUCCUGCUCAGGCUCAUAUUGGUACAAAUUCAAUUGGGAGUUCUAAAUCCAACAAUAGCGUGACGGUUGUGGAAGCGCCUCGUCGGUCCGACUUAGUGGUGCAGCUGCUGAAGAAUCUGAAACCUCAGAUAGUUGUCACAAGUCUAGCGGAUUAUGAGAUGCGGACAUCCACUGCAUUUGAGCUGCUUCUAAAUGCCACUGCCAGCAUAGGAGCACGCCUGAUUUUGGAUAUGUCGGAGUACUUGGAGCUUUCAAGUUUACCAGGGACAAACGGAGUUCUGCAGUACCUAUCAUCUCAUCCAAUGCCUUUGCAUGCCACCGUCAUCUGCGGCCUGUUAAAAAACCAGGUUUAUUCAGACCUCGAGGUUGCCUUCGUCAUGUCAGAGAAUCGGACCCUUUUGAAUGCGCUUGCCAAGGCAGGGGAUGUUACAUAUGGCCGCACUGCCAUCUCAAGCCAGUUUUAUUAUGGCUGCCUCUUUCACGAGCUUCUAAGCUUUCAGCUUCCUGAACGUCAUACUAAUGAACAGAGGUUACCUAGGGAGGAGGAGGCUUCGGAGUACAUCAGUAUUUCACGUAGCACUGCUGAAGCACUAAGCGGCGUGGAGAAUGUCAAUCUCGACCAACGACCCCCUACGAUCUGUAUGGACUUCGACGAGAAUCUUCUCCAAGUCCCUGCAGCAGUCAAAGUGUCAGUCUUUGAAGGUUUCGCACGACAGAAUAUUUCGGAUGACGAGAUAGACCCACGGCCGGAAAUACUUGAAUACUUGGAAAGUACAUUUGGGGUUCCUCAUUCAUAUACGAAGGAGAUUUUCUUGAGUGAUACAUCUACUUCCCUUUUCACUAAGUUGGUUCUGGCAUGUGUCGAGGAAAACGGAACUCUUGUCUUUCCCAUGGGUUCCUGUGGGACUUUAGUCUCGGUCGCCAAGUUUCUGGAGGCGGACUUCAGGAUAUUACCCACUAAGGUUUCUGACUCCUUUAAAGCUACUGCAGGGCAAAUAGAUUCUUUUUUGACAGGUAUUAAGAAGCCAUGGAUGUACAUUCCAGGCCCGACCAUCAAUCCAACUGGACAACUCUACACGAACUCUGAGAUCAGCGAGAUCCUAUCUAUUUGUAAGAAAUACGGGGCUCGGGUAAUACUAAAUACCUCUUUCUCUGGGCUGGAGUACAGUGAGAAUGGUUCCUGGAAGUGGGACCUCAAGCAAAUUGGCACUGAAUCCGAGAAUUCCACCUACGCUGUUGCAAUCUUAGGAGGCUUAUCAACUGGCCUUAUGACAGGAGGGAUUGAGUUUGGCUUUUCGGCUGUUGCAGACGCAGUGUUUAUUGAAGCCUUCAAGGAUGCACCUACCUUGAGUCGGCCGCAUGGAACCCUGAAGUACUCCAUAAAAAAGUUGCUUGGACUGCUGGUAAGUCAGAAAUUUGAUGAUCUUGUUGCAGGUCUCGAGGUGCAGAAGAAGAUCCUGCAGCAUCGAGCAGAGCAACUCUGCAAGCUUCUAAAAGAAUGUGGUUGGGACGUCGUUGAACCCUUGGGAGGUACAUCCAUGGUGGCUACCCCAUCGGCAUUUUACGGCAAAUGUGUGAAGGGGGAGAGCACUGAAGCACUAUGCAGUGAAAAUAUUCGAGAUGCUCUUCUCAAGUUCACAGAUCUUUCUAUCAGCAGCAGCUCUUGGACAGGGAUACCCAACUACUGUCGCUUCAUGCUGGGUCUUACUGAUGAAGUCUUCGCAGCGUCGUGUCGUGCUCUGCUGAGAUUCAAAGAACUCGUGCUCUAGUAGGUGUGAAGCUUCAUGCCGUAUGUGCAUCCACUGCAAAAGCUUUCGCAUUCCAUAGUGCAACAAUGUGCUGUCUUUACCUUGUCUCUCUAGUGCGGUUUCUUUUGUAUAAUUCAUAAUGCACAGAUGAUCAUAGCCUGUACAAUAGGUGUGUAGCCAUGGUGGUUGUUUAUUGAAUAUAUCACUUCAGUAUGACAGGGAAGCCUGUAAAAUUCAUUUGUUAUGCAGAACGUCUAAAACUUAUCACAGAUUUGUUAAGUAACUUUCAUUUUUAUCGUA
Molecule: messenger RNA, 4122 nt
Organism: Physcomitrium patens
Lineage: Eukaryota; Viridiplantae; Streptophyta; Bryopsida; Funariales; Funariaceae
Product: methionine S-methyltransferase
Biological process (GO): biosynthetic process
Molecular function (GO): methyltransferase activity; pyridoxal phosphate binding
Source: RefSeq, a predicted model, not a curated record